Molecule: messenger RNA, 718 nt
Organism: Papaver somniferum (opium poppy)
Lineage: Eukaryota; Viridiplantae; Streptophyta; Magnoliopsida; Ranunculales; Papaveraceae
Product: putative nuclease HARBI1
Exons: 3
Coding region: 1-630 (209 amino acids)
Source: RefSeq, a predicted model, not a curated record
AUGAAGAUUUGGUCUGCUGAAGUUUUAGUUCCUCCGUCUAAUGUAUUUGACAAGCCAGCUAUAACUAAAAGGCAUAAACGUCUCAGAGAAGGUGCUUUUAAAGGUGCUGUUGGUGCAUUGGAUGGCACUCUAAUUAGUGCGAGCAUUCCAGUCGAGAAGCAAAUACCGUAUAGAGGAAGGGGAAGAGGAGAAUGUACCCAAAACGUGCUUGCGAUAUGUGAUUGGGAUAUGUACUUUUUGUAUGUAGUGGUUGGAUGGGAACGCACUGCUCAUGACUCGAGAGUGUUGACCGAGGCAGUGCGUGAUCCAUAUUUCAAGUUUCCUUUACCUCCACCAGACAAAUACUAUCUAUGUGAUGCUGCGUACUCUCAUACACAAGGGUUUAUGUGUCCGUAUCGCAACAUAAGGUAUUGGAUAGGUGAUUACCGAAGAGUUCCUCCAACGGCAAAAGAGGAGAAGUUUAAUCAAGCCCAUGCUCGAUUGAGGAAUGUGAUUGAGAGAGCAUUCGGGGUAUUGAAAGUGGAAGUCGAAGUGGAAGCGGAAACGGAAGAAAAUGCACCUCGUCUAUUUGGACGACAAGAACAGAUAUAUAUGAACAACUUACGUGAUGAGAUAGCUAGUCUCCUUUAGAUUUUGUUUCUUCUUUUAUGUUUGUAGGACUUUAAUCUUUAGAUUUUAUUGUUUUAUGAUGUUUAAUAUGUUUAAUUCCAUCAAAAAA